AUGGCUUUAAAAAACUGCAAGAGCAGUAGCAUUAACAAUAAUAAUAAUAAGAGUAUAUCGGAAUUUUUGAAGGGGCCGCAGAUAAAAGAAUGUUCAAAUACAAGAAAUAAAAGAAAGAAACGUAAAUGUCAAGAAAAGCUUCCUGAUUUUUCAUGUUUAAAAAAAUUGAUAUAUGAACAGAAGAGAAAAGAAAACUUGGGUAAUUUAUUUUCUUUUAAUGAUCCAAGUAUAAAAGAGAGAAUAGAUAAAUUUAAUAAAAUAAUCGAAAAAAACAGACAAGAAGAUUCAAAUUUAGGUUAUAAUGAAGAUGAUGAAAUAGCUGGAAACUUUUGUGAGACAUCCAAAUUUGGAUAUACAUUUAUUGAUAAAAUAAAGAAUAAUAAAAAUAAAGGUGAUGAUAUUGAAGAUUUAAUACAACAUGAUGAAGAAGAAGAAAUAGAGGAAGAUCUUGAUAUAAAUGAAACGGAUACACGAAAUAAAGAUUUAAGUACAUAUAAUAAUCAUGAUGAUAAUAAUAAUUAUAAUAUGGAAAAUUAUAAUGAUAAUAUAAAUGAUGCUAAUAAUAAUAUGAAAAAUAAUAAUAACAUAUUUAAUAAUAUACAUAAUAAUAUGCAUAAUAAUAAUCAAAAUAAUAAUCACAAUAAUUAUCACAAUAAUUAUCACAAUAAUAAGAUUGUGAACAAUUCUGAUAUUAAAAAUAAAGAUAUUUUAUUAGAUAAUUUAAAAUUAAGAUUUGAUGAAUUUAAAAUAGACACUUUAACCAUUCCACAAAAACCUAUUAAUAUUAUUGAUGAAAAUGGAAAAGAGAAAAAAAAACUUUUUAUCUUUAAUAUAAAUAAUAACACAACAAAAGGGAAGAAUGAAAAAAAAAGAAUAGAAAUUAUAUAUGAUGAUAAAGAAAAUGAUACGGAAGAGUCUUCUAUCGAACAUCAAACUAAUUAUUUGUAUGCUGAUAAAGAAGAACAAAAUAUAAAAGAUGAUCAUAAAUGUGAUCAUAAAUGUGAUCAUAAAUGUGAUCAUAAAGAUGAUCAUAAAUGUGAUCAUAAAUGUGAUCAUAAAUGUGAUCAUAAAGAUGAUAAAAGAGAUUAUAAAAAAGGUUAUUUACAGGAUGAAAGUAAAAAUAAUAAAAUUAAUGAUUCAUCAAUUGUUGGAUCGAUUUCUCAUACAAAUAAUAAUUAUAAUAUAUAUCCAUCAAAUAAAAAGAAUUCUUCUAUUUAUGAAUCCAACAAAUUAUCAAAUUACAUAUCAAAUAAUAAUUUUAAUUAUCUAUCACAUGAAAGAAUAAGAAACACAACAUAUGAGAAGAUAUAUCCCUGUACAAAUGAAAAAGAUAAUAUAAUACCACAUGUCAACACAUAUUGUAUUGGAAACUCUUAUCAUAGUAAUAAUAAAAUAAGAGUUGAAAGGAAAGAGAAUAUUUUGGAAUUAGUAAAUAAAAUUAAAGAUCAGAAAGAAUCUUACUUAUAUUUUGCUGUUAAGGAUAAUACAUUAUUAUUAAAUGAGAAUAAUGAUUACUUUAGUAUUAUGAUGCAUUAUUUAUGUGAAAGAACAAAUGAUUGGAAUAUUCAAAUGUUAUAUUAUUUAAUUAUGAAACCAGCUAAUAUGGAUUUAUUAUUAUAUUUAAUUUUAACCUAUUAUAAAUUUCCUUUUCUUGAUAUUAUAGAACAAUAUCAAAAUAUAUCUAUUAAUAAUAUUAUUCAAAGUGCAUAUGAAGAAAUAUCUUUAUAUGAUUAUUAUUAUUACGUAUUCCAUAUAUUAGAAAUAUCACAUGAACAAUAUUAUAUGUCCUUAGAACUAUUUAAUGGAAUGAAAUUUUUAUUAGAUAAAUAUAACUUUUUUCUAAGUAGGAUGCAUAAAAAUUCCAUUUUUUCAAAGAAUAAAUUUGUCUUGGGUCUAGGAGAUAUACAAAACGUAAAACACAUUUUUUUAAAUGAUAGUAUAAGUAAUAGGAUAUACCAGAAAAAAGAGAAACUAGAAUCGAAGGAUCACAUUGAUAAUGAAGACAUAGUAGACGGUGAAGAAAGUACUACAGAUGAUGCUGCAGAGAGGAUUAAAGAAAAAAGACGAACAAAAAAAAAAAAAAAAAAAAAGGAAAUAAAAGACAAAAAUAUAUGUCAGGAAAGGCCAUGUGUCAUGAGGGCUACAAGUAUGGAACAUAUUCAAGAUGGGUGCAUAGGCAAGUAUAAACAUGAUGAUAAUAACAAAUGUGACGAUGAUAAUAAUAAUAAUAACAAAUGUGAUGGUGAUAAUAAUAAUAAUAACAAAUGUGAUGAUAAUACAAAAAAUGAUGGAGAGCAUGAUAACAAUAAUAAUAAUAAUAAUAAUAAUAACUUUAAUACGCUGAAAAGAAAAAAUGGAACGCUACAAUAUAUUUUAAACACCAAACUUGAUUUCAUUAAUUAUCAACAGAAAAAUUUUUUUAAUGAAACGCACUGGAAUGAAAUGGAAAAUUAUUAUCACCUGAAUAAUUUAGAUAAGUUAGUCUAUUUUACAAAAGAUUUAUAUUAUAAAUUUACCAAAAAAAAUAUAUAUCAUAAACUAAACGAAAUAACAUGUGAACAGAAACAUUUUGAUAAGAUACAAAUUAUUGAACAUUGUAAAAAAAAGAUUCCUAAGUAUGAUAAAGAUGUAAAAUUUAUGAACUUCUUAGGUGUGUAUUCUCACUCUUUCAUAUGGCAGGUCUAUUGUUUAGAACUAGAACAAUUUUGUGUUUUAAAAUUUAAACGAAUAAAUUUAGGUUUCUUAUAUAUGCACGACCAUAAGCAGAUUGAAAAUAAGAAUAAAAAGAAAACUCACCAUAAGAAUGAUGAUAAUAAUAGGCAAGAAGGUCAUAAUGGAAUUGUGAAGAGUAAAAAAAUAUAUCUUGAGCAUAUGUCAUCAAAGGUACCUUAUGAAAAGCGCCAUGGGAUAAAUACCAUCCCGAAGUAUUAUAUGAACACAAAUGAGGGAGAACAACAAGUGAACCAAAAUUAUAAUGAAGAUGAUGGUGAUGGUGAUGGUGAUGGUGAUGAUAAUGAUAAUGAUGGUGAUGAUAAUAAUAAUGAUGGUGAUGAUAAUAAUAAUGAUGGUGAUGAUAAUAAUAAUGAUGAUAAUAAUAAUAAUAAUGAUAAUAAUAAUGAUAAUAAUAAUAAUAAUAAUAAUAAUAAUAAUAAUAAUCAUCUUCACAUUGAUUAUGAUAAUAAUAUUCAAAAUAAUAACAAUUUUUAUAAUGAUGAUAUACAACCACUAAAGGAAAAUUGUGAUUAUAUCAUGAAAGGAAAACAUAUCAUAGAAAUGUUAUAUCACCAAAUGGAUGAAAAAAAAAAAAAUGAAAUGAAUAAGAAAAAAAGGAAAGGAUAUAUUUUAAAUUUAAGACAUAUUGAAAAUCAUAUAACGAUAGCAUUAAAAACAUUUAAUUUUCUUGUAAAAGAAUAUAAAAUAGAAAAUAUAUUUUUCCCUAUAUCAGUAGAAAUAAGAAAGAAAAUUAUUGAAAAAAGUAAAUAUAUAAAUGGUACUCCAUUAAAUGAAUUUAUAUAUAGUGAGUUUUUAUCUGGUAUUGAUUUAAAAUUACGAGUUUUUAAAUUAAAAUGUAUUAUGUUAAAAAUAAUGAAAAUAUUAAUAACUUUUUUAAAGUUUGAUAUAUUAAUUAUACUUAAAUGUUCAAGAAUAUUUUUAAAAGAAGAUAAUUUAAUUAUAAAUGUAGGUAUUCCAUUAGGUUUAUUACCUAAUCGUACCGUUCUUUUCUUAUUAAAUAAUAUUGAACAAACCAUUGCUACAAAAUCAUAUAGUAAAACAAUAUUUCAUUAUAUUCCACCAGAAAUUAAAAAUAAAUUAAAAAUAGUAGAUUGCGAACAGUAUAUUAUGGAUUAUACUAAUAAUAAACAAACAGUACAAGAAAAUAUGGAUCCUUUAGAUUAUGAUACAGAAAAAAAUUGUUUUUAUUUUGAUGAUAAAUUAAAAUUACAAAAAGCAUAUUCUUAUAUGAUUGGAAAAAUAUUUGAAGAAACAUUAAUUGAUACAUUUACUGGUGAUAAAUUAGAUUAUUUAAAUUUCGAUCAAACAAUUAAAUCUUUUUUAUAUUCAUGUCUUCAAGAGGAUGUAGAAAAAAGAGAUCCUUUACAAAACUUAUUAAAUCAUAAAUGUUUUCAUGACUGUUUUGAUUUAUAUAUUAAUAUCUAUGAUGAUAAUAUUAAUUCGUAUAAAAAUGAUAAGGAAAAGGCUGUACGAUUAAGUGAUCUUAAUUAUAUUAAUAAUUAUGAUUACAAUAUUUUUAGUGUACCUUCAGACCAUUCCUCAACUUCAUCAUCUUUUUCAACAGACAGGGAAAUUACAACUUCCAGUAGGUAUUCCACAUCCAGUUCGUGA
Messenger RNA from Plasmodium reichenowi, 4344 nucleotides. RefSeq lists its product as hypothetical. Bases 1 to 4344 code for a protein of 1447 amino acids. The record is from RefSeq and is a predicted model, not a curated record. The transcript has a single exon. NCBI's taxonomy places the organism in Eukaryota, Apicomplexa, Aconoidasida, Haemosporida, Plasmodiidae.